UGAAAGUCAAAACAACCGUUGGCUGCGGUAACGGUAGCUUUCGUAGCUUCUUGGAAAUCCGUUUGGAAAUUCGUUGAAAUCGUUGUGCGUCAGCUCGUAACGUUAACAGCAACGGUUGACUAUCAUCUGACGGUUCAGCCUAGCUUGAAGUCUAACAUAGCUUUACGUUACGGUUUACGAGCGGUUUAUAAACAGCAGGUGCACGGGAAUACCAUCGCACCUGCCGCUACAGGCUGAGUCACUGCUGGUGAGGAGGAAGGUCUGGAGAGGGAACGAGAGAGGAGGAGGAGGAGGUGGAGGAGGAGGGGGAGAAGAAGAAGAAGGGAGGGAGACAGGGAGAUAAGCCACAACAGGAAGCAAAACGACACACACACGUACACAGACACAGUGCGUGUUUGUGUGUGUGUCUGAGAGAGAGACUGCGCGAACGAGAGGGUGAACGGGAAAGGAAGGGAGGGAGAGUGACGCGGAGGCUGGGAGAGCCUACCCCCCCUCCUCUCCUCCUCUCCCUCUCUUUCUCUCCUCUCCUCCUCUCCUCCCCUCCUCCCUCUCUCUCUCUCUGUGGAGCAGGCGUGUAGCGGCAUCAGACUCGGCGUGAAGGAACCAUGAGCGAUGUCACCAUCGUUAGAGAGGGAUGGCUCCAGAAACGGGGUGAAUACAUAAAGAACUGGCGACCGCGUUACUUCCUGUUGAAGACAGACGGCUCUUUCAUCGGCUACAAAGAGAAACCUCAGGAUGCAGACCUGCCCUACCCCCUAAAUAACUUUUCUGUAGCAAAAUGUCAGCUGAUGAAGACGGAGAGGCCGAAGCCAAACACCUUCAUCAUACGCUGCCUCCAAUGGACCACAGUCAUCGAGAGAACCUUCCACGUGGACUCGCCUGAUGAGAGAGAUGAGUGGACAGAGGCCAUCCAGAUGGUGGCUGACAAGCUGCAGAGACAAGAGGAGGAGAGGAUCCAGUGCAGCCCUACUUCCAAUAUUGACAACAUGGUUGAAGAGGAGAUGGACAUCUCCACCACACACCACAAACGCAAGACAAUGAGUGACUUCGACUACCUGAAGCUGCUGGGAAAGGGAACCUUUGGCAAAGUGAUUCUUGUCCGAGAAAAGGCCAGCGGGAAAUAUUAUGCCAUGAAAAUCCUUAAAAAAGAAGUCAUCAUUGCCAAGGAUGAAGUGGCACACACACUCACAGAGAGCAGAGUACUGAAAAACACCAGACACCCCUUUCUCACUUCAUUGAAGUAUUCAUUCCAGACUAAAGACCGCCUCUGUUUCGUCAUGGAGUAUGUGAAUGGAGGAGAGCUGUUUUUCCAUUUGUCCAGAGAGCGGGUGUUCUCAGAAGAGCGCACGCGCUUCUAUGGCGCCGAGAUCGUCUCCGCUCUCGACUACCUGCAUUCAGCCAAGAUUGUGUACCGGGACCUCAAGUUGGAAAACCUGAUGCUGGAUAAAGAUGGCCAUAUUAAGAUCACUGAUUUUGGUCUCUGCAAGGAGGGCAUCACAGAUGCUGCUACCAUGAAGACCUUCUGUGGCACUCCAGAGUACCUUGCACCAGAGGUCUUGGAGGACAACGACUACGGUCGGGCGGUGGACUGGUGGGGUUUGGGUGUGGUGACGUACGAGAUGAUGUGUGGCCGACUGCCGUUCUACAACCAGGACCAUGAGAAGCUGUUUGAGCUCAUCCUCAUGGAGGACAUCAAGUUCCCGCGCACUCUGUCAGCCGACGCCAAGUCCCUGCUGUCCGGCCUGCUCAUCAAAGAUCCCAACAAACGGCUUGGUGGAGGACCAGAUGACGCUAAAGAAAUAAUGAGACACAGUUUCUUCUCUGGCGUUGACUGGCAGGACGUCUAUGAUAAAAAGCUGGUCCCUCCCUUCAAGCCUCAGGUGACGUCAGAGACGGACACCAGAUACUUUGACGAGGAGUUCACAGCCCAGACCAUUACAAUCACUCCACCAGAAAAAUUUGACGAGGACGGGAUGGACUGUCUAGACAACGAGAGAAGACCGCACUUCCCACAGUUCUCCUACUCAGCCAGCGGGCGGGAAUGAGUGGUCCAUCGUCAUGGUGACAUCAUCACAGCUGGUCUCUGAGGUCAUCAUUGUGGGACAAACAGACCCACAGCUUUGGACCGACCCAGAACAACAGUGACUUGAAGGAUUUUGCCCUUCUCCUCCUCUCCUCCUCCUCCUCCUCCUCCUCCUCUCUUUUUCACCUCUCCACUCCACUUCUCCACUUCAUAUUUAUUUAUUUUUGUGAAUCCCUUUUUACAAAGAACUCCCAGGCAAAAUUACCCUCGAAUCCUGCACUGAAUCCCUAGGUGAUCCGAGCUGUGAUGUGAUCAGUUACUAUGUAAUGUCCCUUUAAUGAAAGGAGCAUCACCGGUGGCCUGCUGUGCUUUGACACGUGUCGGUCCUGCCAAAUUCUAAAAACAAACACUUCUGAUCAAGUUAGAUAACAGCUGAUGCAUUUUUACGGAGACGUUUCUGUGGCUUCUUAUCUGUACGAGGGAGAUACAGCAUUUUAAGUCAUUCAAACCCAAACUGCCGUUACCGGUUGUAUCUCAGGCUUUUGCAAACAGAUACUCAGACUCAGCGAGACACUUGGCUCUGAUUUCAAACCCUCACAUAAUUCUGGGAUUGAUUGAGGCUGCCUGACAUUGAGGAAACAGUUGUCAUCAGUGAGCAGAAUCCUACACACCUCAUGUUGUCGAACAGGAUUUGACUCAGGUUUUGCUCAGUGCAAUUCAUUAUUAUUGUUGCUGCUAUUUCAACUACUACCACAACUACUACAGGUACUACUACUCCUACAACUACUAAACUACUAAAACCCGGUGCUACAGUACUAGCUUAAUGCUGCAGGUCAUUAUACAGGCGCCAGCAAAGCAUCAACCACCUGUAUUAACGUCUAUGCUUGUACAGCCGCAGAAAAGGUGUUGCUACUACUUCUAAUGUACAACUACUACACGUCAGCUCUGUGGAUUAAGAUGAUGAUAGGAUGUCCAGUUUGUGUGUUUGUGUGUGUGGGUGUGUGUGUGUGCGUAUGUGUGCGUGCGUGCGUGUGUGUGAGGUACUACUAUGGGUUUGCGUUUAAGAUCGCACCUCAAAGCACAGCAGUUCAGGAGGAUGAAGCUCCCAAACCAUGAGCUUUACUACAUUACCCACAAUGCAGUGCAAGGUGGUUGAUUUAUUCAACACCGCAGAGGUGAAAAAUGAGAGGAAAACAGUUGGUUUGAAUGUGCCCCCCCCCCACCCCCAAACAAAGCGUUUUUUUUAAUUUAUUUCUCAACUGCAAGUCCCUGAGUUUCAGUCUCCUCUGUCACAAAAGGGAAAACAAAACCGAAACGGUACUUGUGCGUCAAUGAUGGAAAAGCUUUACUGUGACAUAUUGUUAUCAUGGGAACCACACAGCUGUACCUCUCUGUGUUUGUGCAGGAAAGGGAAACUGACGCAGGAACAGAUUCACCACAGACUGAAAAGUUCAGGAUGUUAGGUUGGGCUCUGUGAUGAGAAGAGAGAGAGAGUGUACAGGUGAAAAGCUCCAUGAAUGAUACGAUAUGAAAUAUUUAUAAUGUGAUAAUUUAUGACAUAUUGAUGAGUGAGGUAACAGCUAAUCAUCUGUUUCCUGUGAGUUUCUUAUGAAGGAUUUAAAAAAAAAAAAGAAAAAAAAACGAUGUUAUGAUCUGUGAGGAGGUAUGCAUCAACAGUUAUGGGUUUACACCAAUCACAGCAAUGGCUAUAAUAUAUAUAUGUUCUAUUUAUUGUUCUACUCAUCGGUUUUAUAUUUAACUUUUUCUAUUGUUAUUACAUUAUUCUAGAAAAAAACUUAUUUCUUAGGGCUGAGAGGAAAAAAAGGCACCUCAAGAAACAAAAAUGGCUGAAGAAUGUAGGAGGGAAAGCAGAUAGCCUUCCUGCUCCAUUGUUUAUUUUAAUUAUAUUUUUGUGUUGUUUUGUGACCAAAAUGUGACAGGACGCAUUAAAGACAGAUGAUAGUUUACUGAGAGCUUUAAGAACAUAAACUAAUAAGAAAAGAAGAGAUUUUCCUUCUCCAACUUUAUCCAGAUCAUCCCACAGGUGUUUACUAUGAAGGCUCAUCUCACCUGAUUAGAUAUUGAUACAAAUGUCCCCCAUAUUUAAUCUUAACACUGGUGUGUGUUGGUGAAGGCUGAGCCAGAGUUCAGAGAGAGAGAGACGACGUGGAAGUUGAGCAGAAAGAAAAACAAGUGCAGCACAGAUGUCUGAAUGUAAAGCUGUAAGGAUGGGAAAAAAAAGUGUAAGUGCUUCUGUAAGUGUGUCGAGGCAAGACUAGAGGAGAGAGUCGGAAGUGAGGCAGAAGAGUGGUUGGGUAUGAAAUGUGAGCUUGUGAGGUCCGUCUGCGUUUCUGUCAGUUCGUUGGAUCCUAGAACAGACUCUCCUCUGUCUUUAACGUGUCCUGUCAUUUCUCAGGUCUGGACUUUGUUUGCGGUUGUUUUGUCGUCACGUCUUCCAGUCUGACCAACAAGAUUUAAAAAUCCGGGCUGGGUAAGCCUUACGGUUUAGCUCAGAAUAAGUCAAAAACAUUGACAUGCAGCACUUCAGAGUUUAAAAAAAAGACAAGAAAUCAGGAAAUAUAUUUUUAAAAAUUUGAAAUCUCAACAGCAUCAUGUGGAAGACGUCUCCGUCAAUAUCUGGAUGACAUGGAUUAAAAUGAGAGCACCAGUGGAUGUUCUCUUAUUAGGCAUAGAAAAUUGUAUUCCAAUAUAUUUAUUUGAAUGUUUUUAUUAUUAUCAUUGAUGGAUAACUUGAAUUUCUUUUCUAUUUAAUUUAUUUGAUGUCAUUUUGUUUUGGAGUUUAGCAGUAAGGGGGUGUAGUCGUGUUUCACUCUGCAGUUUAAGUCUUCAGAGACUUUGUUCUAAAAUAAAUGCCUCCUUCUUUUUUCUUUACAGAUAUCUCUUAUACGACACAUUACCUGUUUUCCCGCUGCUCUUAAGUCCAUAUGCUUUACUCUUGCACAUCCAUUAAAUUGCUAUUAGCUAGCAAAAGCGCUUUAUGGCACAAAGUAUAAAAGGAUGGCGCUGGCCUGCAUGCUGUAGUCCUCCUCUGUCUGCACUACUAGGCCUGAGUCAAAGUGGCACUCAGAACUCUUAUGAAAAAUACUUCUCUGUGAUCGAUUGAGCCUGUCUGGCACAGCCGAAGCAGCCGAAUAGUUCAAAAUCAGUACAAAUCCCACCCAGCUGGCACUCUCCACAGGCUCAAGCAAACACUCCCAAGUAUUUGGAAGGAUUUCAGCUUUGAUUUGACCCAGGUCUGCGAGCAACUGAGGAGUUCUAGCUGUAUGUGCACGCUUAACGCCAAAAUCAUUAGACACCAGAGUUCAUAAAAUACCGCUUUGUAGCUUUGGCCACAGCACUUUCACAUCCAUCACUUUUUAUAUGAUUCAGAGGAAUCUGAUUCUGCUCUGCUUUAAAGGAAGAUUUUAGCUUUUUUUUUUUUUUUUUUAAGUUUAUAAGAAAAUGAGGAUUUUUAAAGCACAUCUCCCCUCCUCAUACAACCGAUAGCUUUGAUGCUGCUCUGAUGUCUAGAGUUGGCAAGACCUGGAUGAUUGUGUCCCACAUGCCAGAGACGAGUCAGUGCUGUCCCUUCAGAGUGGGCUGUGAAUGAGGCUCAGUGGGAAUUUUCAGGAAGAUGGUCAUUGUGUAUACACACAAAGUUUGGAAAAAUCCACUGAGCAAUCAUUGCAACUCCAAUGAUGCCACUGACUCAUUCCUCUCUCGCAUUUUGAAAAGUUUUCCCUCCAGUGAGCCUCCAACUCUCCUUAUUCAUUCCUCUCCAGAUUUAAGUUCAUUUAGAGGGAGCAACAAUGGCAGAGGCUGAGAUCAUAAAGAAAAAUAAAUGUUUUCCUCCGACUCUAAGUGGAGAAGGUGGAGCUUAGUAAUCCUCUUCAUCGAUGUGGUUUUUCCCUUAAAGACUAUGAGCCAGUUGUGGGCACGUCAGUCAGUAAUUUUACUUUGUCUCAGUUGUUGUCACCAAACAGAGGUUCUUAAACUGGAUGCAGACAUUCGCUUUGGGCCUCCUCACAGCUUUACUGGUGCCCUCGACUGGUGUGACUCAACAUCGAUAUCUGACGCUGCAACGACAGUGUUCACUCUUAAAGCUGCUGCUGUUUGUACUGUACAUCUAUCACACGACAGAUCUGACUCCAAGAGUAUUUGAAUAAUAUGUAAAAUCCUUUCAAAGACCUCAGCUGCUCUGUAUUGAUCUCACCCGUUGUUAAUGAACCAACAGCAUCAGCCAAAAAUCACAAACUGCGAUCCGCCUGGUGUUUAAUGCAGAUAAUAAGUAAACGGCUCAAGUGUUUGGAAGGAUUUCUGAAAGUAUUUGACCUCAUGUCUGCGACAGAAUCCCUCCCCUCUCUUCUCUCUCUGGUACUAGUCUGCUAUCAUCAUGGUUAUUAACAUGAACAAGCAUGAGAUGCAUUUAUUUAUAAACAGCAAACAUACAAAUAUUACAAAGUGUAAAAGUUUUAAUUUCAUGUCCAUGUCCAUCUACUGUAGCUUUACAGUUGUGUGAGACAUCUGUGGACAGCUUCCAGCUGUUCGCAGAGCGGGCCAUGUUUCCCCGAAGCACUGUAAUACUGAAGUCAGCUCUGCUCUGCGACAAGUCAGUGGAGCAGAGAUGAUGUUGACUCUGAGACAGUGUUGGGAAACACAGCAGAUCCAGAAAGAUUCACAGAAAAGCAGAUCAAACAGCCUUUUUCUGUCCCUCAUGCUGUCAGGAUGCAGUGCUGCUGGCCAGUGAGGCCGCCAGGAUGUGAAAACAACAAAUUACCAUCAACAUGAAGCUGUUUUUUACACUGUACAUCCUUAGUAUUUUUACACAUAAAAUGUAUAUGAUAGGGAUGCACAUUAUUUUCCUUCUUACAGACAGCUUCAAUAAAGCACUAUGUCAAUCUGCA
Molecule: messenger RNA, 6927 nt
Organism: Seriola aureovittata
Lineage: Eukaryota; Metazoa; Chordata; Actinopteri; Carangiformes; Carangidae
Gene: akt3a
Product: v-akt murine thymoma viral oncogene homolog 3a
Exons: 14
Coding region: 606-2045 (479 amino acids)
Biological process (GO): protein phosphorylation
Molecular function (GO): protein serine/threonine kinase activity; ATP binding
Source: RefSeq, a predicted model, not a curated record